Molecule: messenger RNA, 1305 nt
Organism: Aphidius gifuensis
Lineage: Eukaryota; Metazoa; Arthropoda; Insecta; Hymenoptera; Braconidae
Product: F-box/LRR-repeat protein 4-like
Exons: 4
Coding region: 1-1305 (434 amino acids)
Biological process (GO): SCF-dependent proteasomal ubiquitin-dependent protein catabolic process
Cellular component (GO): SCF ubiquitin ligase complex
Source: RefSeq, a predicted model, not a curated record
AUGAUAAAUGCAGAAGAGAUCAGUCAUGCUGACAAGAAACAACUUUUCGAUGAUGUUGACCAAAAAAUAGACGUCAUCGAAUUCCUGGAUGAUUAUUCAUUAGCAGAAAUAUUUAUGCUGCUGCCAAUACCUGAUAGAAUGGCCAUGGAAAAAGUUUGUCUAAAAUGGGAAGAAGCCUGUAAACUAGCUUGGUAUAAAACUAAAAAGUACAAAUGUGGCCGUACAAUUGGUCGUGCUUAUAAUGACCAGUUGCUAACACAAUCAUAUGUCGAAAAAUUAUUAUUACAAUGUGGUAUUCAUUUAAAUGAAUUGUGUCUUUCCAAAAUUUGCACCUCAAGUAUCAUGCCAGUGAUUGGUGAAUAUUGUAAAUAUUUAACGAGACUUGAAUUCGUAUUGAACCAGAGAUCAAAAGUCAAUACUGAUGACUACAUUCAAGCUUUCAAGAAGUUAGAUAAAUUGAAAUACAUCAAAAUAAAAGCAACUCCUUUGGAAAAUCAUAUGAUCCCUAAUUUGAAUUAUGAAAUAUUUGAUAGUCUUCCGGAAGAAAUAAAUGAAAUUCAUUUAUAUCAUCCAAAAGUCACGACCGACACGAUACCACUGUUUUUUAAUUUAAAAAAGUAUAAAAGUCUUCACAGCUUGACAUUGAGUGGCUGUACUUUAGAUAAUAUUAUACAACAAAUUUCUGAACAAAUACCACUCGUUUAUCUUGAUCUUGACAAUUCUGUGAACUAUGAUAAUGAUAAUAAUGAUAAUACUGAUAAUAGUAAUAUUCGAGUUCCUUCUGCAAGUAUUUUUGAUGAGUUAUCAAAAUUAGAAUAUCUUGAAUAUUUAAAUAUCGCAUGUGUCGAAAACUUUCAAGACAGUAGUCUUAUUGCUAUUGCCAAAGAAUGUACAAAUCUCGAGUUUUUGAAUAUAAGUAAUUGUAGAUAUAUUACUGAAGCAGGUCUCGAUGCCAUAAUUGGAAUAAAAUCAUUACGAAGGUUAAAUGUCAGAGCACUUAAAUGUGUUACAGACAGUUUUGUUGGAAAACUAAAAGGAUUAAAUUCUUUGGAAUGUGGCCGAUGCACAAAAGUUACUGAUGUUGGUAUUAUUCAAUUCAUAGAAAAUUGUCCGGAUCUUAAACAUCUUUAUGUCGGCUACACUUGUAUGACAAUUGAUACUAUUAUUGCUGCCAACCAAGCAACAAAAUAUCGUGAAAAUAAUAUUGUUUUGCAUAUACAUGGUUGUCAUGAAGAGCUCAAAGCAGUUUGUAGAUCAAUUAUUGAAUCUAAAUGGCUGGUUACAUCCUAUAUGAUAAAGCUUUAA